Cydia pomonella (codling moth) is the source of this 658-nucleotide messenger RNA. RefSeq lists its product as uncharacterized. The transcript is spliced from 4 exons. The record is from RefSeq and is a predicted model, not a curated record. NCBI's taxonomy places the organism in Eukaryota, Metazoa, Arthropoda, Insecta, Lepidoptera, Tortricidae. Bases 57 to 530 code for a protein of 157 amino acids.
CGUUUAAGUUUGGUUUGACACAAAAUGUGAAUAUAGUGAUAUUGAGAGCGAUUUAUAUGUAUUAUUUUUUCUUAUUCAGAAUCACGAGUAAACAAAUAAUAUUAAAGUAUAAUUUAAAAAGUCGGCGAGUUUGUAACUGCGUAUCACAUCCUGCCAAAUUUAUUUUAUUCAUCAUUGAUCACACAUAUUUUUCUGAAAUGAAUAAUUCCGCUGCUAAGGUUGGUGAAAUAUUCACCGAAGCUGGAGCUGCAUUCAAUAAACUGGCCGAAAUGACAAUGAUGCUGCACCCUAUGGCUGAAAAUACACCUACUGCACCAGCAAAAACACCUGUGAAGAGAAAAGCAGCAGAUGACAGACCAGUUAUAGCCGGCACCACACCACAAACAACUCACAAUGUUCAUGCAGCACCCAUAUCACAGCAGGUGACCCUAAACAUGUUGAAUGCUCAUGAAUCAGAAAUGGAUGGAGACGGCCUGAACAAUCAAGUAAAACUGGAGUUUGAGUCUAGCACUGAGGAAGUGACAACUUAGGCAAGGUCUAUUUAGAAAAAAACAAGUUCUAGACAUAAGUAGUCAUUAUCUAUUAAGCUGGCCAUACACAUCAGGGUAUGCUGUGCAGUAUUGCCUGUACAGUCCAAUUAUUAUUAUUAUUAUUUGUA